Molecule: messenger RNA, 555 nt
Organism: Botrytis byssoidea
Lineage: Eukaryota; Fungi; Ascomycota; Leotiomycetes; Helotiales; Sclerotiniaceae
Exons: 3
Coding region: 1-555 (184 amino acids)
Source: RefSeq, a predicted model, not a curated record
AUGGACGUCUUUUACUCUUAUACGUAUGGAACGGCAGGAUGGCUUGCAUUACAAUCCCUCCCGCUAAUCAUAUCACCCACGAUCAUAAUUACAAUGCUCUCACCUGAGUAUCGAGAUGCUACCACUCUCGAAGAAUACUUCUCCCGGUCACUUGGCUUCACCCUACUGACCCUGGGUAUACUAACUGUUCUCCUGACCGGAUCUGUUCCCCUCACAUCCUCGAUAUCCGACACUGCCUCUUCUGCAGUCACCUCUUCCGAAAGCGACCCCAAAGCUCCUUACGCAGUCCCCGUUCUCACGAUUAGCAUUCUUUAUCACGGUCUCAUAGCAUUUCACUGCUAUGCGCGCUACACAACAAUGGGUACCUUUGCAUUUGCAUUGGGAUCACUUGGUUCGACGACUCUAUUUGCGAUUGGUGGGUGGUGUUUACUUUUUGGAACAUCGCAUGGACGAAUUAGCAAAAAGACUGGAGCGGAUAAGAGGACGAGUGGGUUUCCCUUUGGGAAUCAGGAGAGUGCUAGUGCCAGGAAGAGGGCUAACAGGAGGGGUUUGUGA